AUGCGUGAAGUUGAAGGUAGGGAAACAGAGGAUUCGUCUUCGGAGUUGUCGAUCCGCCAUAUCGACCCGUAUAAGGCUUGUCCUUUUCAGAGCGAUGUAAAUGAUGACGCUAAUGUUCCCAUGGAAGCCUACGAGUACGUUGAUGAUAUAUGCGCCUUUUACAAAUUGAAAGAGAAAUCUAUGUGCAUAAAACCAAAUUUAAUUGCUAGACUGAAGCACGGCUUUGGUAAGAAGUCGAGAGCAUUUUUUGUGGAGUGGUUGAUUGAGGCACGCGAGGUGUUCGAGUUCCCAACUGAGGCGAUGUAUCUUGCCAUCCAUCUUUUCGAUCGAUUUUUGGCUCUUUCAUCCAGUGGAAAAGAAGAGAGGGAUUUUGGUUGGAGUGACCGCCCUACAAUUGGCUGCCAAAUAUGCUGGAAUAAGAGAGUCCAUUCCUUGUGUCCAUUCGUUUUCCUGCUUGGCGCUUACUUCAUGCCCUUCGUGCUCCGGAGAGCAAAUUCUAGAAAUGGAGUACUUGAUGUUGCAGACCUUAGGUAUGAAACAUGCACAUUUCGACCUUCGAUAUUAACCGCCGCUGCAAUUUACACCGCCCAUGCCACUGUUAGAAGGUGUAAGCCAUGUAGUAAAAUCUAUGAGCAGUUAACCGGUUGUAAUGUCGGGCAAAUCUGGAAAUGCUCGAGAUUGAUGGUGACUUCCCAUAUAAAAGCGAGGAGUGUCAAAAGUGUUUACAAGAAGUACAACACGAGGAGAUACAACUGGGUAGCUAAAGCCAUUUUCUCUUGA
Molecule: messenger RNA, 780 nt
Organism: Eucalyptus grandis
Lineage: Eukaryota; Viridiplantae; Streptophyta; Magnoliopsida; Myrtales; Myrtaceae
Product: cyclin-B2-3-like
Exons: 7
Coding region: 1-780 (259 amino acids)
Biological process (GO): mitotic cell cycle phase transition; regulation of cyclin-dependent protein serine/threonine kinase activity
Cellular component (GO): centrosome; cytoplasm; nucleus
Molecular function (GO): cyclin-dependent protein serine/threonine kinase regulator activity
Source: RefSeq, a predicted model, not a curated record